AUGAAACAGUGGGGUGUUCUUGACAGGCAUGCAGUUCCCUACAGGCCUGCUGGACAGGUCGUUGAGAGGCAUAAUGCUGUUGUCAAGCAGAGCAUUAUGGUCUAUUGCCACAACCACCGUGACUGGGACAAGCAUCUCCAGGAGAUUGCAUUUGCUAUGCGAACAUCGGAGAGCACUGUCACAGGUUACACUCCCGCCUUCCGGUGUUACGAAAGGGAGUUACGCACAUCGUGGACACCAUCUCCGGGACACCGCACAGGAGAGAGAGUGUCAGCACCUGAAUAUGGUGCAGAGCUGUCACAGGCCCUGCAGAGUGCCCUUGACUUUGCACGCAGCCAUCAGGGGCAGAUGAGGCUACUGCAGGAGGAACAGUACAACAGGAGUCGACAGCCCAUUGAAUUUGCUGUGGGUGAUCGUGUCUUGCGCGACUGCCACAUCCUCAGCAAUGCAUGUAAGGGCAUCUUCGGCAGGCUAGCUCCCAGGCGUGACGGGCCGUAUGUUAUCAGCGCCAGGGUUCCAUCCACGUCAUCCAAGGUCAUCCAAGCUCGCGUCGCAACUGCGGGAUAG
Ornithodoros turicata is the source of this 567-nucleotide messenger RNA. RefSeq lists its product as uncharacterized. NCBI's taxonomy places the organism in Eukaryota, Metazoa, Arthropoda, Arachnida, Ixodida, Argasidae. Bases 1 to 567 code for a protein of 188 amino acids. Gene Ontology annotation, molecular function: nucleic acid binding. The transcript has a single exon. The record is from RefSeq and is a predicted model, not a curated record.